AUGGACGCCACUCUUGCCAACAUCAACGCUUCUGCGGCUACCCGCAACUACAGCAUCCAGCCCCGCCUUGACUACCAGACCGUCGUUGGUGUCAACAACCCCCUGGUCAUUCUUGACAAUGUCAAGUUCCCCAAGUUCUCCGAGAUUGUCACCCUGACCCUCCCGGAUGGCACCCGCCGUUCCGGUCAGGUUCUCGAGAUUCAGGGCAAGCGCGCCAUCGUCCAGGUGUUCGAGGGUGUGACCGGCAUUGAUGCCAAGCGCACUCGUGUCGAGUUCUCCGGCGAUACCCUGCGCAUUCCCGUCUCCGAGGAUAUGCUUGGUCGCAUCUUCAACGGCUCCGGCAAGCCCAUCGACAAGGGCCCCCGUGUCCUGGCCGAGGACUACCUCGAUAUCCAGGGUCAGCCCAUCAACCCCUCCUCUCGUAUCUACCCGGAGGAGAUGAUCCAGACUGGUAUCUCCACCAUUGAUGCCAUGAACUCGAUUGCCCGUGGCCAGAAGAUCCCCAUUUUCUCGGCCGCCGGUCUGCCGCACAACGAGAUUGCUGCCCAGAUCUGCCGUCAGGCCGGUCUGGUCGCCCACGACGACGGCGAGGUUGCCACCGACUCCUUCGCCAUUGUCUUCGCCGCUAUGGGUGUCAACAUGGAGACUGCCCGCUUCUUCAAGCAGGACUUCGAGGAGAACGGCUCCAUGGAGCGCACCACCCUCUUCCUGAACCUGGCCAACGACCCGACCAUCGAGCGUAUCAUUACCCCUCGUCUGGCCCUGACCACCGCCGAGUUCUUCGCCUACCAGCUCCAGAAGCACGUCCUGGUCAUUCUCACCGACAUGUCCUCUUACGCUGAUGCCCUGCGUGAGGUGUCUGCCGCCCGUGAGGAGGUCCCGGGUCGCCGUGGUUACCCCGGUUACAUGUACACUGAUCUGUCCACCAUCUACGAGCGUGCCGGCCGUGUCGACGGCCGUGAGGGUUCCAUCACCCAGAUCCCCAUUCUUACUAUGCCCAACGAUGAUAUCACCCACCCCAUCCCCGAUCUUACCGGUUACAUUACCGAGGGCCAGAUCUACAUCGAUCGCCAGCUCCACAACCGCCAGAUCUACCCCCCCAUCAACGUCCUGCCGUCCCUGUCCCGUCUGAUGAAGUCCGCCAUUGGUGAGGGCAUGACUCGUGACGACCACGGUGAUGUGUCCAACCAGCUGUACGCCACCUAUGCUCAGGGUAUGGAUGUUGCCGGCAUGAAGGCCGCUGAGGACAAGCUUUACCUCGAGUUCCUUGACCGCUACGAGAACACCUUCGUCCGCCAGGACUCCUACGAGGCUCGCUCCAUUCGCGAGUCCCUGGAGAUCGGCUGGAGCCUCAUGCGCACCUUCCCCCAGGAGAUGCUCAAGCGUAUCUCCCCGAAGAUCAUCGCCAAGUACUACCAGCGCAGCAUCCAGGCCGAGAUGUAA
Fonticula alba is the source of this 1443-nucleotide messenger RNA. Its product is annotated as V-type proton ATPase subunit B. The coding region runs from base 1 to 1443 and encodes 480 amino acids. The record is from RefSeq and is a predicted model, not a curated record. NCBI's taxonomy places the organism in Eukaryota, Rotosphaerida, Fonticulaceae. Gene Ontology annotation, biological process: ATP metabolic process; proton transmembrane transport. The transcript is spliced from 8 exons. Gene Ontology annotation, molecular function: ATP binding; proton-transporting ATPase activity, rotational mechanism. Gene Ontology annotation, cellular component: proton-transporting V-type ATPase, V1 domain.